AACUAUGCAUAGUGUGACUUAUCAAAUGGAUUCAACGUUCAACUUUUGAUUAGAAUUCAUAAUUUCGGUUGAAUUUUCUUUGAGCGUAUUUGAAGAAUUUUGACUUUUGAGCCCCAAAAUUGAGUGGGUAAUUAAUGAUUGAAUUUCAACGCAAAAUCAACAAAUUUCUAUCAAUUUUUUUGUUUUUGAAUCAUUUGAAUAAUUUUGAGCUGUGAAAUAAUUAUUGAAUUCUGAUUUUUUUUUAGAUUUUUUGAGAAGGGCACAGGGCACGGGUGUCGUGUGACCUCAGACGUCAGACCUGUCAAAAUGGUAAACAUUUCUGUACAUUUUUUUUAGCAAGUUUGAAGAAUUUGGAGCUCCAAAAAUGAGUAAAAGAUUAAAUCUGGGUACUAGUUUUUUACUUUUUUUGAACGGGUUUGAUUUUGAAGAAAUUUUACUUUUUAGGCUCCAACCUAUCUAAUAAAUUGGAUCAUUCAUGUUGGGUAAAAAUUUGACAUGAAGUAAAAUCAUUAAUCAAAAAUGAAAUAUCAAACCUUCUAUUAGAAUUUCUUUCAUCUUUGAAGCACCUAGCACCUUUGAAGAACUACUUUCAGAUUUAAAACUAAAACUAACUAGGUCAAGCUCAAGAUCGAAUUGUGGCCUUUGUGGCACAAAGUGACAAAACUGACAAAAUAAACUAUAAAGGCCUGUUCCCUGUACUGUACAAUAGCGUCAAUAGCUGAAGGUUUUUAUGGUCACUAAAGAUGUGUUCUUUUUGCGCGGAUUUUGGCUUUGGCAGAUUUUCGAGAAUCUGGAUUUUGGCAGAUUUAUAAAUCCACAAGAAUCUGCUUGGGUAGCAGCUUUUGAAAAUGGAUUUUAAGUUUUUAAAACAUAGGAAAGGAAAAAGAACUGAGAACAGAGCGCCUCUCUUGAGUUCUGGCGUCAGUGACGCAACCGGUUUGUCCGGUUCUACUGUUCUACUAAUUACUAACUAAUUACUAAAGUAACCCGGCCGCCUUCCACUCAUAUGGGGUGUUCAGGGUGUUCUGCCUGCGUCUCCUGCGUCUUUCUCCUUUCUCCUUUGUCCUUUUAGAUUGUAUUUGGAUCUAUUUACCGAAUUAUUAUUGUUUAUAUUUAGCGUUGUUCAUUCUUUGUGAAUUUACCGUUUAUUUAAUAUAAUAUUCUUUGAAUUGUUUUUCGUAUGUUUCGUGUCAUCUAAUAUAAUAUUUCACCGACAACACUCGUAAUCAUUUUCCAGUCAACGUAAAAUUCAACAUAUACUGAGUCAAGAAUAGAAAAUGAAAAUGACCGAAAGCACCGAUCAAGUUUAUGAUCUUACUUAUCCGAGUCCUGUGACACUGAAAGAAAUUUCAGCUAUCGCAAUCGUUGCGGAAUUAUGGCGUGAAGAAAUCGCUCGUGCUGAAAUUAAGUCUUUGGAUGAAUUACAUUUAGUAAAGGAUAACAUUCUCCUGAAAAGUGUAACCCUCAAUAUUCCAUCGACGAUCUACGAUAUACUGGUCGAAUACGUCGCCAAGUUCCGCGUAUCAAUUGCUGAUUGGAUUAAGUACCAUUCCAAAGAUGUUUUAUUUGAUACUGAUUACAAUAGUCACAUCGAGCAGCUGUUGAACAAUUUCCAUGAUUUUGUAUGGGACUGGAAUGGUGCUAUUCAUUAUGUCCGAACGGCGAAACGAAUGAUGCUGUGUGAUCAGUUCACUGCUGUUGAGAAAUUCAAAAUUGCUUGUUGGUACUGCUUUGAAGAUGAUAUUGAACAAAUUUGGCCAUUUGCCAGCUUGGACAUCAAUUUGGCUCAAAUUGAUUUUUACGAUCGCCCAUUGCCGUACUACUGGAUUUGCUGUCUUCGAAACGAACUACACAAUCUACCCAAUCCUGAGGAUGAACCAAUCGAUGAGGUGAUGUUUAAUUAUCAUCUAAGUCAGGACUUUUUUGCCCGUGAGUACUUUUGGAAUCGUAUACCCCACGAAAGGCGAUCACAACCAACAGUAAUGAUGUCUUCAUCGUUCCAUUCCAGCUUAUUCGCUAGGUUCACUUUACCAAGAUUAAACGAUUUCGAACUAGAAGAAUUUCUCGCUGAAAACGGUGUUAAUUUCAUGUAUUCUCUGUUGAACUUUGCCAUAGAAAAAGUGCACGUUCUUCCUGCUUGGAUGUACAUUAGAAACAAAUUGAAUAGAAGUCAGUUCAUCCUAUUAAUCGAGAAACUGUUGGAGGCAGAGACUCGUGUGCUCACCGCUAAGGAACGAAUGAAUUCCAAUGAUGUAUAUUUAUGUUGCGAAAUAUGGAAAAAUUCUCCAGAGAAUUUGAAGCAAUGUGUAUUAAAUGAUGUAUUAUUGAAUGAAACAUUGUUCAAGAGUCCACGUAUGAGGUCAUCUGACACUAAACCUAGAGAAAUGAGAUUCUUAAUCACAGUUUUGUUGGAAGCCACUUUUGAACAAAGGCACAAAUUUUGGUGCAAAAAUUGGCGUAAUUUGAUCAAUGGUGCGCGUGUCAAAGAUCUAUUGGCAGUAAUGAAGUUGUGUUUCCGAAACGAAAACGACGUGAGCUUAUUUAAAGAGCAACAUAUGUCUAAAUACGAAAAUAUUGGCCCAUAUUGCGUCGAACUGCUAAGACUCUGUUAUUUCAAAGAAUUGCGUGUGCUUUUAUCUUUUUGUUGUUCCGACGAGCAAAAACUAAGGGAGCUGAAACAGCAAUUGCUGAGGUCUAAUUUUCUCGGUGAAAAUUCUAUUCUUAGUUAUACCAUAUGCCGUUCUUAUAAAGAGUUGAAUGCGUUGGUCGAAGAUGCUUUUGAGGACGUCGGUCUUCGUGUUGAAUUCAAAAAUCAAUUCGUUUCAUCACCUGUUACUGAACAUUAUUUUUGCGAUUAUAUUGACAGCGGCGAGUUCGAUCGUCUGAUACAAUUCGUUGAAACAUUCGCACCCGAGGAAGCUGUUCAUGUUUUGAAGCAACGUUUAUUGGAUUUUUUCAACGAGCACCUGGUCUCUGGUGUUAUAUAUGAAAUGAAAGGUGAUAAAUUACAAAAAUUUCUCGUCUGGUUGUUGGAUAGUGAAGAUGAGAUCAGUAAAUUCAAGCAGUCGUUAAAAGUAGAUGAUAUUUUUUGUAACGUAAUUCAGAAUGAGUGUGAUGAGUUUUCGGAUGAGGAGUCGGAUGGUAGUGAUGAUGGUUAUAUGAGAUAUGUGCCAUACCCUGAUAGGCUGGAUAAUUUUAUUAAUUGGUAUUUUAAUAAUAAUGCUGAAGAGAUUCGAAAAAUCAAGGAACGGUUCUCCGAUCGGUUGGAGGUGUUCGGUCCUAGCCGUUCUAGGAAAUAAUGCUAUUUCUUGAAACUUUUAAUUUUCAAAUUACUAGAAUAGAAUUAUUUUUACGUGCGAUUUUCUUAUAUGAAUACAGCAUUUUUUAAAUUUUUUUGUUUUUAUAAUACUGAUAUUUUAGUAUGUACAUACUUACUAUUAUUCACUUUGUUUUUAUGAAGUUGUAAUAAUGAUUUUAUUAUUUCAUUAAUCGUAUAGCACCUACUACCUACCUAUUAAACCAGUUGAGUUAUUGACUAGUA
Planococcus citri (citrus mealybug) is the source of this 3541-nucleotide messenger RNA. RefSeq lists its product as uncharacterized. The coding region runs from base 1278 to 3299 and encodes 673 amino acids. The transcript has 2 exons. NCBI's taxonomy places the organism in Eukaryota, Metazoa, Arthropoda, Insecta, Hemiptera, Pseudococcidae. The record is from RefSeq and is a predicted model, not a curated record.